AUGCCCAUCUCCAUCUCCACCUCUCCCUACGUGGAUGCAACCUCCCCAGUUAUCAACGACGCCCAGUGGUCGUACGGAAACUUCGAGAUCGUCUCGGCCGACAACAUCUCCUUCAGAUGCGACCACUACGUCCUAAUCCACGGGAGCCCCAUGAUUGCGGCGAUGUACGGCAUCCCCAGUUGUUCGAUGGAGCAACUGGCUCCACGCAUGUGCAUGACCCACAAGAAAGUCGAGAGUGCAACCAUCGUCCGCAUGUUCCUUGAGAUUGCCACCCACCGCCGCUUCCCUAAGAUCUGGACGAAUGAGGAUUUCGGUCUUCUCUUCCGCUUCCUCUAUAAGUGGAGAUUUGAUGCUCUGAGGGAACACCUGAUUAUGGAUCUCCGCGGAAAACUCUUGGUCGAGAACUGGGGUUCCCUUGAUGUGUUCAUCGUCGGCGCCAUUGGUGGAGAACUGGAUCUGUGCCGCGCCGCCUUUGAGGCCAAUUGUGCGGUUGCUAGUGAACGGUAUUUGGUUCGGGACACGAUAGAACCGUUUGAUCCAGCGUGCUGGGCCACAGAGUUCUGGCAGAACUGCCCAAUCCCGCGUGACUACCUCGUUGCCCUCAAGCACGCUUGGUGCGAGACGUCUGUCAACGGCCGGUCAACAGUCGGCUUCUAUGCCGAGUUCGCAGAAAAGCUCCACGAAAUACGUGACCCACGGUCGAAGUACAUGUAUCUCUGGCGGUGA
Molecule: messenger RNA, 726 nt
Organism: Cutaneotrichosporon cavernicola
Lineage: Eukaryota; Fungi; Basidiomycota; Tremellomycetes; Trichosporonales; Trichosporonaceae
Exons: 2
Coding region: 1-726 (241 amino acids)
Source: RefSeq, a predicted model, not a curated record